AUGUGGGUGGCUUCAGCCAUCCUUGGUCUGGAUCGCUUCGAUGAUGUCUUCACAAGCAGUCUGGAUUGUACGGGAGUAAUAUGCAUGACCGCAACUAAGAAUGACGUGCACUCAAAGGAGCGAAAUCCCAAUCAUGAUCGAAAGCUUACCAUAUUUUUUCCUCGUUGUGUGGAAAGUGAGCGGUGGUGUUUUUGGGUCGGGGGAGGAAUCGCAGCUCAGCUAGACCACGCAUAUUUCCGCCAAGGGAGACGAAGGAGAAUAUUUGGAAUGAGCAUAUCUAACUCUCCAACUGCUGUAGUUCCGGCGGCGCAACAGGGUGUCACCAAAUCGACACGAGAGAGAGAGAGAGAGAGAGAGAGAGAGAGAGAGAGAGCGUGUGUGUGUGUGUGUGUGUGUGUGUGUGAGAGAGAGAGACAGAAUACUCCGUAUUGGAGUGUGCUUCUUCCAGCUCUCGGAGCGAGCGAUUUGAACUUGUCUUUUCGGGAAAUUGACGGCAGAUCCCACAGACGUAAGCAGCCCACUCGUGGCCACUUGGGGCUCUGCGUCUGGGGAAUUGAUGGUCUCCUACAUUACCUUCCGACUCCUCACAAAGGCACCCGUAUGUCAUCUGUUCUUGGUGGCCACUCGGAGGCUAAGCGGUAUGGCUCGCAGGAGCGAUACAGAUCAGACGAAUCUUCUAUCGAUCAGUGUGCUAAACUCGAGUGGACCCCGGCACGGAACGUACUUUGCUGCUGCUGGCGAUGGGGAGUGUGUCCAGGUGGAUCCUCCGUGGCCUUCGGAGGAAAUAUCCUGAAGAAGACUUAA
Coccidioides immitis RS is the source of this 804-nucleotide messenger RNA. RefSeq lists its product as uncharacterized. Lineage: Eukaryota; Fungi; Ascomycota; Eurotiomycetes; Onygenales; Onygenaceae. The record is from RefSeq and is a predicted model, not a curated record. Bases 1 to 804 code for a protein of 267 amino acids. The transcript is spliced from 3 exons.